Molecule: messenger RNA, 1758 nt
Organism: Maniola jurtina (meadow brown)
Lineage: Eukaryota; Metazoa; Arthropoda; Insecta; Lepidoptera; Nymphalidae
Exons: 3
Coding region: 311-814 (167 amino acids)
Biological process (GO): negative regulation of smoothened signaling pathway
Cellular component (GO): ciliary membrane; Golgi apparatus
Source: RefSeq, a predicted model, not a curated record
AUUUCCACUUUCCAAGCAAAGAGUAUGUAAACACUACGUUCUUUCCAAGUUUUUCCAUUUCCCAUCUAUAAAUCUAGUGAUCUGUGCCAUUCCCUGUUCGAGUACCCGGGUUCGGUUCCAGUUCCCAAAGACAAAACAAUUACCUAUAUAAAUUCAUAAUAACAGAAUAGUUUUUGUAAAUAGGAAUAUUUAUAACAAUCAUGUGCUAAAUGUACUAUAAACUAAAGUAUCAAUAAUAACAUGUAAAAAGACAAAAAAAAACUUCCCGUUUGUGAGGAGUUGAUUGAGAUUGAGACUUUCAUUCAUCAAAAUGGAUAAACUUACAGUGAUUUCUGGAACACUUUUCAUGGCUGCUGAUGUUUUUGCAAUAGUAAGUCUGGCAAUGCCAGAUUGGAUAAUCACAGAUGUUGGUGGUGAUACUCGUCUUGGAUUGAUGUGGUCUUGUAUGACACUGUACAACCGUCCCCAAGUUUGCUUCACUCCAGAUCUGCAACCUGAAUGGCUGUUGGCCUUAAUAUGUAUAUUCAUGGGAUGCAUUUGCAUAACGACAACAGUCAUUCUACUUGCCUCAAGUCAUUUUGACAGAAAUGUGAUACCUUAUGCACGCUGGGUUGGAUUUGCAGCAAUGGUUGUGUUCUGCCUUGCUGCUGUGAUAUUCCCUAUGGGAUUCCACGUAGAUGAGAUUGGAGGUCAACCGUAUCAACUGCCAAACAGCCACCAAGUUGGAAUUUCGUAUAUAUUAUUUGUUCUCUCUCUGUGGAUUACUGUGAUAUCAGAACUUUUUGCUGGAAAAGUUUGCCUACCACAUUUCUAAAAACCAUUCCAUAUUUUAUGUAAAACUGACUUUAAUUGUUAAGAAAAAAUGAAAGUACCUAUUUAUUUUUUUAUUUAUUUUUUGAGAUAAAUCAAACUGUAUAUACAAGUAUAUCUGUGAGUUUACACCAAAAAACAUUAAACAUGUGAAUCAAAGAUUAUCUGUUCAGCAAUCACUAUGUUUUAAUGUGUAUGUUUGACAGGUUAUUUUACAUAUGUGAUGAAUCCAUGGAGGUACUAUCCUAAUCCUAAAAAUAUUAUAAAUGUGAAAGUGUGGAUGUUUGUUACUCAAUUACGCAAAAAAUACUGGACGGAUUUGGCUGGAAUUUGGAAUGGAGAUAGAUUAUACCCUGGAUUAACACAUAGGCUACUUUAUAUCCUGGAAAAUCAGAGUUCCCGCGGUAUUUAGAAAAACGUAAGUCCACGCGGAUGAAGUCGCGGGCAUCAGCUAGAGUAUGAUAAUAAGAACAGUAAGAAUUAACUCCUUCUCAUCCUUUAGGAACUCUUCAAUUUUCCGGAAUAAAAAUUAGCCUAUGUCCUUCCCCGGGAUCUACCCCAACCCGUGAAAACGUAGCAGACAGACAGACACACUUUCGCAUUUAUUAGUAUGGACUAGUUGAUUCGCUCAGGUGAAAUUUGAUACAACUAUAGGUAUGUAUAUGCUAUAUACAAAAUAUAUAACAAGUUAUGGAUAAAUCAGUUUUCUAAUGGUGAAAAAAAUAUUAAAAUCGAUUCAGUAGUUUUAGAGUUCAAUUAGGUACAAACAAACAAAUCUUAAUAUAUUAGUAGGUAUAGAUAAUAAUUUAUUAUACUGACCUAGGUGAUGGUUACUUAGUAUUAAUGAAUGCCAAUUUUUGUUAUCUUAAGAAUUGAACUUGUCAGAAUCUCAGGCUAAAUCAUAGACGUACAAUUUUCGUUGGGCUAAAUAAAUGUUAAAAAAAUAAA